UACUUUUUUUUGGCCAGCUGGAUGGCCGGAGUGGCAUGCAAGAGAAGGUAUUAUUACACAUACUAUUUGUGGUAUUACUCACAUAGGGACCAUGUCUUGGUCAUUUGUGCUGUCGUUCCGAGAUUAGACGGCACGGCGAAUUAAUGGCACUUGUUUGUGCUUGGUGAAAUAUCUUGCCAAGAUUCGCAAAGAAAGCCGGUAAAGUACGUAAGGAUGAAAAUAACAAGCUGGGGUUUUCUCAUUGCUUUAGGUAGCAGGUAUCAUCCCAAAGCACCUACGCAGAUGGAACAUGGUAAGUCUCCCCCUUUACACACUUGAGAUAUGCAUAGAUACACUCAUGUAUGUCAUAUAUCACUCCGUCAACGAGAGACGAGACGACUGCACUUUUCUACAUCCAGGUAGCAUCCAGCAUCCAGUAGAGAUUAGCGGAUUGCGAUAUAGACAAUAGAUUAGACGGCUUUGGUCAAAUCAUUUCAUGUCUAUAUCCGAGCGUAUCCUUUCUCCUUUUUGGAGCUUUGCCUGAUGACAAACGCCGGGAGCUGAAACACGACCAAGAAAAGCAAUCAAGCUUUCACCCAUCCUCCCAUGCCAUGCUACUCUGUACCUGGGCAAGCAAUUACGAAAGCAGGGCAUGGAUGCCCUUCUGCAAGCUCUUUGCUCUUCAUCCCGGCUGCCAGGAAUCUAUUUGCUUUCCAGGUCUUCAUAGGCCUGCCUCGCUUCCCCAGCCGUUCCAUUCACGUUGGAGGAAUUGUCGCUGGGGCGCCCGUUUGCCAGUCUUGCCUGGAGUCCAGCAUCUCCAAUCACCCACGGUUGUAUCUACCCUUGACGCAACCUAACUCGAUUGAUGCCAUUUCUCUCGCCGCAGGUCCAGUAACGUGCAAGUGCUGGCGCGCUCGCACGCGCAUGGGUGAGAUGCCAGAGCCAAAGAGAGGCCGUCGACGCUCAGGAGGCGUUAUCAAGGGGAUCCAUUGUACAGGGUACAGGUCGUCGGUUCGCAGCUGGCCAUCCAGUGAUUGCGUGGGAAGCGUAGCGAGUACAUAUCCGUGGCUGCAUGCAUGGCGCUAAAACAGAGCUGCGACUCAGCAAUCGGGGAACGGGGGGGCUCUCUGGUCGCAUUUUGAGC
Messenger RNA from Trichoderma atroviride IMI 206040, 1123 nucleotides. Lineage: Eukaryota; Fungi; Ascomycota; Sordariomycetes; Hypocreales; Hypocreaceae. The record is from RefSeq and is a predicted model, not a curated record.